GCCUACCGCCAUUAAAACUCAAAGAAGACGAAGAACAACAGUUCUUCGUGGAGGAACAAGAGGAGUUAUUUUGUAACAGAGACAGUUUUCUGUAGCUACUGUUAAACUCAGGGUCCACUGAGGUAAAAAUGCGGAUGCAACGUUAGCUUGCGGCUCUUAUGGCUUUUGCACCUGCAUGCUCUGAGAUAGAGUUGGGAUGUUUUAAACCAACAUGGAAGCCAAAAGAGUGGAGAUCCCAUCUGGCGUACUGGACGACCUAUGCAGCCGGUUCAUCCUGCACAUCCCCAGUGAGGAGCGGGACAACGCUAUCCGGGUGUGCUUCCAGAUCGAGCUGGCCCACUGGUUCUACCUGGACUUCUGCAUGCAGAACACUCCGGGGGCUCCUCACUGUGGGAUAAGAGACUUCGCCAAAGCAGUUUUCCAUCACUGUCCUUUUCUGCUGCCUCACGGAGAAGAUGUUCAAAAAAUCCUGGAACAGUGGAAGGAGUACAAGAUGGGUGUACCCACUUAUGGAGCAAUCAUUCUUGAUGAAGCACUAGAAAACGCACUGCUUGUUCAGGGCUACCUUGCAAAGUCAGGCUGGGGCUUUCCAAAAGGGAAAGUUAACGAGGAUGAAGCGCCUCAUGACUGUGCAGUUCGUGAAGUGUUGGAGGAAACGGGCUUCGACAUCAAGAAUCGCAUCUGCAAAGACAUGUUCAUAGAGCAGAAAAUCACUGACCAAGUGGUUCGGCUCUACAUCAUACCAGGAGUGUCAAAGGAUACCAAGUUCAACCCCAAAACAAGGAAAGAGAUCAGGAACAUUGAAUGGUUUCAUAUUGAGAAGCUGCCAUGUCACAGGAACGACAUGACCCCAAAGUCCAAACUUGGACUUGCCCCCAACAGGUUUUUCAUGGCCAUUCCAUUUAUAAGACCGCUGCGAGAAUGGAUCAGCAGGCUGAAAGGCGAGUCAACAGACAGCGACGAGGACUUUGCAAACAAUGGCAACACUUCAAGCAAAGCUUCAGACAACACUUGGUCAAAAUCCCGCCGCCUCACCGGUGGCGAUGCUUUUCCAGGAGACAGCUGGGCGAAACACAAGCAGCAGAAGGCUGUGGGCCAGGCGAGCCAGCAGGAGCUCAACCAGAAUCCACAUUUGAAAGGCAAUGGAAAGAAAUGUCUAGACUCGUCUUAUGUGAAGAAAGGAGCAAAUGACAAUGGAGCCAACUGCCAGCAGGUGAAAGCCAUAUUUACAGAAGUUAAAAAACUUCAACCCAGAAGACUGCAAGACAGUUUUGAGAGAGAUGUGGCUCCAUGCAGCUCCAACGGUCACCAGACAGUCCACAGCAAAGACUCUGAGCCCCUGCUGUCCUCGAAGAUUUUCCUCAAUUUUAAAUUUGACAGAGAAGCUAUCAUGAAAUGUUUUGACUACUGACAUGGCUGAUGAACCGCUGGAAGAGAAUCAAACUAGAGGCUAAUUUAUGCUUCUGCUUUAAAAUGAUGCCAGGGGUACGUAUGUAGGUACGUGGAGAUUUAGACCCUACGCCGUAGCCUGACGUGCACCUCU
Etheostoma cragini (Arkansas darter) is the source of this 1543-nucleotide messenger RNA. It is a transcript of the gene dcp2, whose product is annotated as decapping mRNA 2. Gene Ontology annotation, molecular function: 5'-(N(7)-methylguanosine 5'-triphospho)-[mRNA] hydrolase activity; manganese ion binding; RNA binding. The record is from RefSeq and is a predicted model, not a curated record. The transcript is spliced from 11 exons. The coding region runs from base 212 to 1411 and encodes 399 amino acids. Gene Ontology annotation, cellular component: cytoplasm; P-body. Gene Ontology annotation, biological process: nuclear-transcribed mRNA catabolic process, nonsense-mediated decay; deadenylation-dependent decapping of nuclear-transcribed mRNA. Lineage: Eukaryota; Metazoa; Chordata; Actinopteri; Perciformes; Percidae.